AUGCCGUCGUCGAGCAUUCUCAAGAAGCUCCAUUUGACUAAACUGACCCCUCAUUCCCAAGGCCAAAGCUCUGCAGCAUCAUCCAAACCUGCUGAAAUCACCGUUGACUCAUUGGACAACAUCAAUUCUAUGAGCUACUACAAUCAGCCUGCAAGCAUCCCAUCAGAACAACCCCAAGUACCAAACCAAGUCGGCACGCAAUUUCUGCCCCAGCAGCAGCAAAUUCCUUUAUAUCAACAUCAAUUGCAGCAGCUGAUGCAAGUUCAACCUCAACCGGUGCCACAACCUCAGCAGCACUACGCACUGCUGCAACAGCAGCAACAGCAACAGCAGGCUGACAACCAUGCCAUCAACCUUUCCCUUUUACCGAGCAGGCUGACAGUGUCCAAAGGCAAGUAUGCUUUGUCUGAUUUUGCAAUCAUGAGAACCUUGGGAACAGGAUCCUUUGGCCGUGUCCAUUUGGUGAGAUCCGUGCACAAUGGUCGUUAUUACGCCAUCAAGGUGUUGAAGAAACAUCAGGUAGUUAAGAUGAAGCAGGUGGAGCAUACAAACGAUGAAAGAAGAAUGUUGAAGUUGGUGGAGCACCCAUUCUUGAUCAGAAUGUGGGGCACCUUUCAGGAUGCCAAGCACUUAUUCAUGGUGAUGGACUACAUCGAAGGUGGUGAACUUUUUUCACUCUUAAGAAAAUCACAGCGUUUUCCAAACCCAGUAGCAAAGUUCUACGCUGCAGAAGUCGUCUUGGCUCUAGAAUACUUGCACUCCCAUGACAUCAUCUAUCGUGACUUGAAGCCUGAAAACAUUUUGUUGGACCGUAAUGGUCAUAUCAAGAUUACCGAUUUCGGCUUUGCCAAAGAAGUUUCGACCGUCACAUGGACUUUGUGUGGUACUCCUGACUACAUUGCGCCAGAAGUCAUUACCACGAAGCCUUACAACAAGUCUGUAGACUGGUGGUCUUUGGGUGUGUUGAUCUUUGAGAUGUUAGCUGGCUACACCCCCUUUUACGAUUCCACGCCAAUGAAGACAUACGAAAAAAUCUUAUCAGGAAAGAUCCAUUUCCCAAGCUUCUUCAAUCAUGAUGUUGUUGAUUUGCUCUCCAGACUUAUCACAGCCGACUUAUCCUAUAGAUUAGGUAACUUGUUGAACGGUCCGGCUGAUAUCAGAAAUCACGCUUGGUUUUCAGAGGUUGUGUGGGAAAAGUUGCUCGCAAAGGAUAUUGAAACCCCCUAUGAACCUCCCAUAACUGCCGGUACAGGUGACUCCUCUCUUUUCGAUCACUAUCCCGAGGAGCAGUUAGACUACGGCUGUAAUGGUGAGGAUCCAUACAAGGAUUUAUUCACGGACUUCUGA
Molecule: messenger RNA, 1347 nt
Organism: Candidozyma auris
Lineage: Eukaryota; Fungi; Ascomycota; Pichiomycetes; Serinales; Metschnikowiaceae
Gene: TPK2
Product: cAMP-dependent protein kinase catalytic subunit
Exons: 1
Coding region: 1-1347 (448 amino acids)
Biological process (GO): peptidyl-serine phosphorylation
Cellular component (GO): nucleus; cAMP-dependent protein kinase complex
Molecular function (GO): cAMP-dependent protein kinase activity; ATP binding
Source: RefSeq, a predicted model, not a curated record